Molecule: messenger RNA, 876 nt
Organism: Clunio marinus
Lineage: Eukaryota; Metazoa; Arthropoda; Insecta; Diptera; Chironomidae
Source: the annotation of a GenBank genome assembly
AUGAUUUUGUGCUUCAUAAGCAUUGAAGGAGAAAUUGUUUGGAGAAUAUCAUCCGCUGAUUCGAUUCCAAUCAAUUCAAUUCCUGCUGGUAAGGAUAAUAAUGAGACUUUGUAUGCAUGUAGAGCUUGGUUCGUGCGUGACCUUACGCCUGGAAAACUUUCCCCAGGACGAGGAUGCGUUAUAACUUAUAAAGGAAUAACGAGAAUCAUAAGUUCUGAUUACGAUGUUGCAACUGGAACAGGUGAAUGGGUGACCUACGAUCAUGAUUGGCAAGCAAAUAGUUUCAAAGCGUCGGGUAUUAAUGGCAGAAGAGAAAAUUUGUUUGUUUGCCGCAUUAUUUUAAACGGUAACCAAACACCUGGAAAGUUCAAUCCCAACAACGGCUCUUGUUGUAGCGCUGGGGAAAGUCAAGAAUAUUGUUAUGAAAAUUUUGAGGUUCUGAUUGAGUUACCAGUAAUGAUAGAUCAUCCUACUAUACCUAUUUCACCUACUCCACCUACUGCACCUUCUACUUCAACAACUCAAUUAGAAAUUAUAACAUGUCCAGAAGUUGUUACAUGUCCAACAGAAACCGUCACAUGUCCUACAGAAGAGAUCUGCACCUGCCCGACAGAAACAGUUUCUUGUCCAACUGAAGUAAGCUGCACUUGUCCUGAUGUGACUUGUCCUACAGAACCCAUUACAUGUCCUACAGAAGAGAUCUGCACCUGCCCGACAGAAACAGUUUCUUGUCCAACUGAAGAAACCUGCACUUGUCCUGAAGUAACUUGUCCAGAAGAAACCGUUCCGUGUCCUACAGAAGAGACCUGCACUUGUCCUACCGAAGAGAUGACUACGCCUAUGACUACAACUCCCCGUUUCUUCAAAAUAUUUUAA